Molecule: messenger RNA, 644 nt
Organism: Ruditapes philippinarum (Manila clam)
Lineage: Eukaryota; Metazoa; Mollusca; Bivalvia; Venerida; Veneridae
Exons: 4
Coding region: 141-503 (120 amino acids)
Source: RefSeq, a predicted model, not a curated record
AAUCGACGUUGAAACGUUUCUGACGUCAUAUUUGACGUUGUUUCUAUGUUAUUUGCGCAUUGUUCACAACAGCAAUCUAAAGCUUAAAUAAUAUUGUUAGUUUUCAUUAGUUUAUAUUAUUACAAGAAAAUAAUUAAAGUAUGGGUACUUGUCUAGGAACACGUAAACCAAAGCGGAACUCUGUGUGUCCGUCCUUUCACGACAGAUCGCCGCGACAGAAAGCACCAGAAGAUAUGAUGAGGGAUCUCGAAGAGGCAAAUGUCGAGGAUUCCAAACUUGCGUCAGCUGGUGUCUCAUUUGUCAUCGAUUUCAAAGAUGGGGAUACGACCAGAAUGCCAUCUAGGCUGGCAGACCGGCUUAAUGGAACUGACAAACAAACCGAGGAUAAUAAUGAGAUCAUCUACACAUCUGAGGAAAAAGAGAUUUUAGCCGAGCUUCUUCGUAACGACAUUUUACGUGAGAAGAGAGAGAAGGCAGCUGGCCUCUCUGGAGCUAAAUUCUAAUCAGGUUCUCCACGACUUAAAUGCUGAUUAACUGCAUCGCAUUAUCACCACGCCUCUCUUCUUAACCUUUUGUUUCUGUUGCUUCGGGUUUUUUUUGUUGUUGUUUGCUAUGAGUUGUUUAAUAAAAGUGUGUUAAUGGAA